This is a messenger RNA of Staurois parvus, 440 nucleotides long. The record is from the annotation of a GenBank genome assembly. Lineage: Eukaryota; Metazoa; Chordata; Amphibia; Anura; Ranidae.
AUUGUUACUCAGGGACACAGAAUUGUUACUCAGGGACACAGAAUUGUUACUCAGGGACACAGAAUUGUUACUCAGGGACACAGAAUCGUUACUGAGGGACACAGAAUUGUUACUCAGGGACACAGAAUUGUUACUCAGGGACACAGAAUUGUUACUCAGGGACACAGAAUCGUUACUCAGGGACACAGAAUCGUUACUCAGGGACACAGAAUUGUUACUCAGGGACACAGAAUCGUUACUCAGGGACACAGAAUCGUUACUCAGGGACACAGAAUCGUUACUCAGGGACACAGAAUCGUUACUCAGGGACACAGAAUCGUUACUCAGGGACACAGAAUCGUUACUCAGUUACUCAGGGACACAGAAUCGUUACUCAGGGACACAGAAUCGUUGAAUUAAAGAGUAUGUCAGACAACACGCAGAGGAGUGGCAGAGGAGGC